Drosophila willistoni is the source of this 1172-nucleotide messenger RNA. It is a transcript of the gene STUB1, whose product is annotated as E3 ubiquitin-protein ligase CHIP. The transcript has 6 exons. Gene Ontology annotation, biological process: positive regulation of proteolysis; cellular response to misfolded protein; protein quality control for misfolded or incompletely synthesized proteins. Lineage: Eukaryota; Metazoa; Arthropoda; Insecta; Diptera; Drosophilidae. Bases 168 to 1037 code for a protein of 289 amino acids. The record is from RefSeq and is a predicted model, not a curated record. Gene Ontology annotation, molecular function: protein-folding chaperone binding; ubiquitin protein ligase activity. Gene Ontology annotation, cellular component: cytoplasm; Z disc.
GUUUAUCGCAAAUGUAUAUAUAUGUAUGUUCAUAAAUAUUAUCAGGAGUUAAAAAGCACCUGUUUAUGCAAAUCUUAUAAUUUCUCGGGCCUUGGCUGAAACUCAGCUGAUUUGUAAAAGUUCGCCAAUUUUUACACUUUGAAGGAAACAAAAGAUACUGUGUCAGAAUGACAAGCAAGCACAUCUAUUCAACGACAAAUUUAUCAGACCUUCAAUUAAAGGAGCAGGGCAAUUGCUUGUUUGCAGCACGAAAAUAUGACGAUGCGAUUAGUUGCUACUCCAAAGCUAUUAUCAAAAAUCCAACAAAUGCUACCUAUUUCACAAACCGGGCCCUUUGUAAUCUGAAAUUGAAACGCUGGGAUCUUUGCUGUCAGGAUUGUCGGCGGGCUCUUGAUAUAGAUGGAAAUCUAUUAAAAGGUCAUUUUUUCCUGGGACAAGGUCUAAUGGAAAUAGACAGUUUCGAUGAAGCAAUAAAGCAUCUUCAACGUGCAUACGACUUGUCUAAGGAACAGAAGCAAAAUUUCGGAGAUGAUAUCACACUACAAUUGCGAUUGGCUCGCAAAAAACGCUGGAAUGUUAUGGAGGAAAAGCGGAUACAUCAAGAGAUUGAAUUACAAAGCUAUUUGAAUCGCCUAAUCAAAGAUGACAUGGAAAACCGCCUAGCCAACUUGAAAAUAAACGAAAACCUUAAUGAAGAACAUCUUAAAGAUAAACAACAGGAAAUUGAACAGGAAUGUGAUGAUCAUAUCAAAGAACUCAACAAUAUAUUUGCUAAAGUUGAUGAACGUCGAAGGAAACGUGAUGUUCCUGAUUUUCUUUGUGGCAAAAUUAGUUUUGAAAUUUUAACUGAUCCAGUGAUAACCCCAUCAGGUAUCACAUAUGAACGUAAAGAUAUCGAAGAACAUUUGCAGAGAGUUGGUCAUUUUGAUCCUGUUACACGUGUUAAACUCACUCAGGAUCAGCUAAUACCGAAUUUCUCAAUGAAAGAAGUUGUUGAUUCAUUUAUUGCCGAAAACGAAUGGUCUUUAGAUUACUGAGUUUACUUGUUAAAAUCAUUUCAGCAAAAACUAAUAUAUUAUAAAUUGUAAUGAAGUAGCUCUUAAUAACUCUCAUUGAGAAAUAUUUACUAUAAAUAUGAAAUAAAAGAUGUAGACGAGUGCUAUAUAUAUAUA